CCCCUUGACAUCCCCUUGCUGAUCCAAUGCCCCUCCACGUUCACCAAGAAGCGUCUUCGCCAGGUUGCUAGCGCAUCCUCUUGCACUCCCGUGAGGACUUUCUCCGAAAGACGGACAACUAUAUAAGCGAGAUCGACUGAGUUUGAAACACGUUAGACGAAAUCGUACGGGUAAGACGAACGGGUCAUCUUGUCGACGCGUUGUUGUUGUUUACUACACGCUUCGACGAGUCUCCACGUUCUUCGAGUCCGUCGUUACGAUUAAGUUCUCUUCCUUUCUCGCACGAGUGAACACGUGUCCGACACGCGACAAAUACGUAUCGCGAGAAGAACGAUCGCGUGCACGCGAAUCGGCAUACUUUUGCCGAUUUUCUCUUCAUAGAUCUAAUCAUUGAUCUUACUCAUCGACAUGAGAUCUGCUAAAAACUGGCCACCCCUCUUGGUGGCUACCCUCAUAGCCACGGCUGCAGUUUUUACAUCUGUUUGCGCCGAAGCACCACUCACUGGUAGUUAUCUGCCACCGUCUACUAGUUAUGGAACACCCAAUCUAGGUGGUGGAGGUGGUGGCGGACCAUCGUCGAGCUACGGAGCACCGAGCGGAGGAGGCGGAUGUGGUUUCGGUGGUUGCGGCGGCGGUGGUGGAGGAGGUGGUACGCCUUCCGGUAGUUACGGGGCUCCUAGUUCCGGCGGAUUUGGAGGUGGUGGUGGUGGAGCACCAUCUUCGAGUUAUGGAGCACCGUCGCGAGGUGGUGGCGGCGGUGGAGGUUAUUCCGGAGGUGGUGGCGGCGGCGGAGGCUAUUCAGGUGGAGGAGGUGGAGUAUCGAGCACUUACGGAGCACCUUCGGGAGGAAGGCCUUCCUCGAGCUAUGGAGCACCCUCGAGCGGUGGAUUCGGUGGUGGUUUCGGUGGUGGUUUCGGUGGUGGUGCUGGUGGAAAUGGUGGAUACUCAGGAGGUGGUGGUAGGCCAUCUUCGAGCUACGGAGCACCAUCGAACGGAGGAGGUGGAAGACCGUCUUCCUCUUACGGGGCACCGUCCUUCGGAGGCGGUAACGGUGGUGGCGGCAGCGGUGGCUACUCAGGUGGCGGUGGUUUCGGCGGUGGCGGAUUCUCCGGUGGAGCACCCUCUUCCAGUUAUGGUGCACCCUCUUCUAGUUACGGCGCACCCUCGCGUGGUGGAGGUGGUGGUGGUGGUGGUGGAUACUCCGGCGGUGGAGGCGGAGGUCCAUCAUCGAGCUAUGGAGCACCUUCCUUCGGAGGUGGCAACGGAGGUGGUUUCGGUGGCGGAUCCGGUGGUUAUUCCAAUGGUGGUGGCGGCGGCGGUAGGCCCUCGUCGAGUUACGGUGCACCCAGCUUUGGAAGUGGCGGUUCUGGCGGUGGUCAGAGUUACGCUAGCAACGGUGGUUACCAAUAUUAAUCACGCUAUGUGUUCGUCCCGCGAGAUACGACCUUCGACCUCGUAUCACUUUCAUGAGUUUUAUAGAAGUAAUGGGUACCCAGGAAAACUCUACACAAUGACAGACAAAAUCUUGACCAGCCAUGAAGCGAAGGGUUGCGAAAUUGGACGUCGAGAUCUCGCGGAUAUCCAAUCAAAGUCAGCAAAAGAGGAUUCCAACGAUUCGUACUCUUUUCCAAAAGUAUUUAAUAACCAUGCAGUUUCGUAUUCUCGACAAUCUAGAGAUUGAAUUUGAAUAUUCAUAGACAGAGAUGAAAAAAAAGAAAGAGAUAGAGAGAGAGAGAGAGAGAACAGAUAGAAAUCUAUCAUCUCAGAAACGUUGCUUAAGAAUAUCAAAGCGAAUGAUAAUUGACGAUAAGAUACGAAUCCAAAAAAAAAAGGAAAAAAAACGGAACCUUCCUCUUCAUCCCUUCUUCACAUUCGAAGCCCUAUAACUUAUUUAUUUUAUAAAGACGCUUUUUAUACUAAUAAAGUAGCUGUGCUGAGAAAGAAAUGAAAGAUUACUCUUCUAUCUAUAAUACUAGUUCCUGGAAAUCAAAAAUGGAAUGAAUGUAUGAUAAUAGUGUUCUAGACGUAGAAUAGAGUAUAUGUUACAUAUACUACAACGUGUGCCUUGAAAGGUAAAGCUGCUUGAAAGAGUAGCUUCUACUCAGACUCGAUGGGUCGAUUUAUUGAUUCCAUCCGACUCGAAAGAAAGAGAGAGAGCUGUUUUCUUUCUAUUCCUGUUUUAACUCGGCUAAAAAUGUAGUCUCGUCAUCGACGAUUCUAUCGGCUAUUCCGAUUAAACCGCUAGAACGAA
This is a messenger RNA of Vespula vulgaris, 2251 nucleotides long. Its product is annotated as loricrin-like. The transcript is spliced from 3 exons. NCBI's taxonomy places the organism in Eukaryota, Metazoa, Arthropoda, Insecta, Hymenoptera, Vespidae. The coding region runs from base 409 to 1413 and encodes 334 amino acids. The record is from RefSeq and is a predicted model, not a curated record.